Messenger RNA from Trichophyton verrucosum HKI 0517, 2022 nucleotides. RefSeq lists its product as uncharacterized. Gene Ontology annotation, biological process: proteolysis. The record is from RefSeq and is a predicted model, not a curated record. The annotation marks the transcript as partial. The transcript is spliced from 4 exons. Gene Ontology annotation, molecular function: serine-type peptidase activity. NCBI's taxonomy places the organism in Eukaryota, Fungi, Ascomycota, Eurotiomycetes, Onygenales, Arthrodermataceae.
CGCCAGGAACCCUGUGCACUGAUAGCUAAGGCGCAAGAGGAACAGCGAAAGAAGGAUCCAUAUGCACGGGCAUUACUCAUCGAGGCCGGGCUGGCUCAUGCCUGUCUAACAUCCGUUCCGAUCAAAAAGUCACACGCUCUUAAACUCAUCGAUGGUCUUUUCCCCUUUCUCGAAUGGCAGAGCACAAUUGAUUAUCUCAAGAAUCCGCCCAAGGGAUAUCAGCUUCCUGGGGUUGACGUGGUAGGCGGCCUAAAGAAGAUAAGGGAUAAAGUGAGCCGUGGCGAGUAUCCCAAUGAAUAUUCGUUCCAAAAUGAGUUGACUGCACUGAUAGCAUCUGCUUAUGACGGUCAUUUUUAUGUCGACUUGGACCUUAUGAGCGUGUUUAAGCUCGGGAGACCUGACAUUGGGCCGCUCGUCUCUGUCUCCCAAGACGGGGUGAAGCUCCCAGAGGUAUACGUCUUUAGUGAUUUGAAUGCAACUGUAAAGGAGGGAGCAAAAUGGAAACCAUCUGCAGUCACGCAGAUCGACGGCGAGGAUGCCGUCGACUGGCUGCAGAAGUGGUCACACCAUGGCGGCCAGCGGGAUCUAGAUUCAUUGUACAGCGGCCUCUUCUACUCUAUUCCAAAGAUCGAGCAGGGCUGGUACGGAAGCUUCUAUUCGGCGCUAGGUGCGUACCCUGGCGAUAACACGACUCUUACCUUUGAAAACGGCACGACGAGGUCGUUUGUGAAUCGCGCCAGUACCAGGGAAGUGUGGGCCGGGGUGAAGGAUGGUGAAUCGUUUUACCAUCAAUUCUGCAAUGAUGACGAUGCCGAGGAACGGCGGAAGAGGAGGGAUAACAGACACAGUGCCAUUACGACUAUUAGCCAGAGAGAAGUCCACUUUGAGAAACGGGAUGAGCCUGGCAAGUCGCCGAGACCACUCUUCCCAAAGGCAGUGGAGGAGUUUGGAACUGGUGCAGUAGCAGGGUAUUUCCUUGAUGGCCGUAACGACGCAGCCGUGUUGUCUAUCACCUCCCUCCUGGCAGAAGACAAGUCCGGCGGACUGCAUUUCCAGCAGUAUAGUGCUGUGGUCAGCAGGUUCCUGGCUGAUUGUGCGAAAGCGAAAAAGUCGAAGCUCAUCAUCGAUGUGACUGGAAAUGGAGGCGGCACCGUCUUCAUGGGCUAUGAUGUGUUCAAACAGUUAUUCCCCAAGAACGAUCCCAAUGAUGCUUCUAACCUGCGGGCUACCGACCAGCUUGAUUUCGUAGGCAAAAAAGUGAACAAGGCACUAUCAGAUGGCAGUGGCGGCAAACAGGCCGAGUCCCGGCGAGGAAAGGAGUUUGACGCUUCUGUGUUUAUGGACAUCCAUGGACGGCCCCGGAAGAACUGGAAGGAAUUCUUCGGCCCUGACGAGGUAAGUGGCUUCAAGUUCACGAACCUGUCGACCUGGGAUCUGGGGAACAAGGACGUGGCUGGCUUUGCAGGGCAGACAACGGUGGCCGGGUACCUGGACCGAGCGAACCUGCCCCCUCCCGUCUUCCAGCCGGCGCAGAUGGUCCUGCUGACCGACGGUGCCUGUGGCUCGACCUGCGCGCUAAUGGCCGACCUGCUGAGGCGCAACGGGGUGAAAUCAGUGGUGAUAGGCGGGCGUCCGCGCCAUGCUGGCCGGGUCGAGGCAGUCGGCGGCGUCAAGGGCACGCAGACGCUGACCAUGAGUCAGAUACGUAGUGUGGCCAUACUGACCGUCGACGACCUCUCCUCCGAGAAGGAACAGGAGCGUCUGGCAAAGACACCCAUCGGCAAGGUGGCCCGGAACGGCGACGAUGCGCUCGCUCGCAUCAAAGAGGGCGGAGUCAACUUUCGCAACGCCGUCCAUCCGGACGAUAGCUCGAAGACGCCGCUACAGUUUGUCAGCGAGCCGGCGGACUGCCGGCUCUGGACAACAACGCCCAUGCUGUUCGACAUGAACGAGGUCUGGCGCACCGUGUAUGACGCUGCCUGGGGGGAUGGCAGCAGCUGCACUCCGGGAUCGAUCGUCUAA